This is a messenger RNA of Drosophila serrata, 561 nucleotides long. RefSeq lists its product as uncharacterized. NCBI's taxonomy places the organism in Eukaryota, Metazoa, Arthropoda, Insecta, Diptera, Drosophilidae. The record is from RefSeq and is a predicted model, not a curated record.
AUGACCACCAAUACUGAUGAUGUCGAACAUUUAAUUAGCUGCAAAAACAUAUCUGCCGAACUGGCCGUUCCCCAGGUAAUACCCAUCAAGGACGUCCGCGAAUUUAUGUCCAACUCUGAGAACUACAAUGGUAACAUUGAGGACCUCAAGGACAAACUAGAUGCUAAAACCCAACAAUGUAAAGGGGUACUCAAGCAUCUGAAUGAAAAACUGCAGCUCAAGUUGUCCACACUCGACAAGGUCAAGAAGGAUAUGUUGACCCUGGCUGAUGACAUGAAGAAACCAACAGCAUCCAAUCGAUUUUUAAUUAAUCACGAAAAGAUCACACUUAAUUAUUUGGACGAGGCCGAACCAAAGGAAUGUGAAUUGGCUGAGGCCUUGGAAUGGAUCAAUCUGAAAAUGGGUUCGCUGUACUGUGAGAUCGUUGGCUUGGAGAGCGACGUGGACUAUAUUACCUAUCUGGAGCGCAUGUCGGAAUUAAAUAUGAAAACUGUGAUUGAGUUUUAUGAAGGCGAGAAUAAGGUGGAGCCUGAAAAAUUAACUGUUUUGUUUAAUGCUUAG